CUGCCACGGAAUUAUUAAUCAGUGCGACAGCGUUUCCACGCGAAUUUCGGCGCCCUAGAUGUCACGGCGUUGAGGAGGAGAAGAGGCCGGCCCCUUCGUUGGAGGAGACGAAUAGAUAGAAGCACACCUCGAUCCAGAACUUGGUGGUGGCGAGAGAGCGAGAAUUGUGUGCGUGUGUGUGUGUGUCGCUUGAUCGAAUGAGACUCUCCCUGGCUCUUAUUUAUCCCUGUGCGCAGACUCCUGCAAUCUCCCGUCACGCCGGCAUCUGUAUACUAUGGAGGUCAAGAAUCGCUAAUGCGUAGCGUCUCCUCCUCCUGGCACAGGUGUGGCCGUGGAUGUUCUCGUGGUGUUUCUGGCUCUCUGUGUGUAUGUGUAUGUGUUUGUGUGAGACACACUCGCAAAACACACACCUGAUUCCGAUCGUUUCGAACGACGCUUCUUCACAGAACUCGCGGUGACAUCUGCGCAGGCCGCUGCUUUUGCUGCUGCAUCUUCUUCUUCGAAGACGGAAACCCUCUCCUCGGGAUGAACUAGGAAUGGCGGCUGGAUCCGGGAGAUUUGGGCUUCUCCUCCUCCUCCUCUUCCUCGCUGCCGCCGACCGUCGGCGGUGAUAAGCCCGCGUUAUCGCGAGCGCCAUGUUCUAGACCCAUGUUCUCUUUUCUUCUCCGUUUCUGAGGGAGAGAGAGAGACGCCGUCGAGACUUUCUAACGUAGUACGAGAGAGAGAAAGCAUUGCAUUGUUCAAAGAUGACGUCGAGUGCUACGGGAAUCGUGUGCUACUAUAUGCUAGUGUUGGCGGACUUGGUGCUGAUUUGGUUUAUCGACUCAUGUGGCCAUUAGUGUCGUGAUAACGCUCUCACACCACCACCACCACCACCACCACCAAAGGCGCAGCCACCAACAAACCUUGGCGUUGUAACCUAGUGACAAUGAACGUUCAAUACACGCGAAUAACAACAACAAUGUGGUUUUCGAUCGACCGCCGCCAUCCUCAUCAUCUCUUCGACCGUCUGUCCUUCUUAGGUCUAGUGGUGGCGUAGAUCGUCGCGGGAAAUAAGCAGCCUCUUCGAUUCCCGGGUCGGUUUUUUUUUUUUCUCUCCUUCACCUUCGAAGAUCAUCAUCAUCACCAUCUCCUUCUCCUUCUUCUUCUUGACGAGUUGGGUCGGACGAAGCCAACAUGGCCAGAAGAAAAGUGAGCGCAGCUACCCGGUCUGCGGCCAGAAGGCGAAAAAGAAGGAACGAGUUGAAAGCUGCUGCCGAGAUGCAACUCAACAAGAAAGUGAGCAAAAACAACAGCAGCGGAGGAGGAGGAGGAGGAGGAGGCAGCAGCAAAAACAACUCGAGUACAACCUCCCACAAGGACAACAACCUCCACAACACCUCUUCGCGUCUUGCCCACAAAAGUCACUCGGCGGCCAACGGUGAAACAGACAUGGCUGCGGCAACUGCCUCUCCAGAGCCUAAGGGCACGUUGACCCCCCCAGGCUCCUCCCCACUGAGGGCGGAGUGUGACCCCAACAGAGACUCCUCCCACGGCUCCACACCCCCAUCACCCGAGGCUCCCCCAACUCCGGACUCCGCCCACAUGGCUACCGAGCCGACCAAUCACAGCGCAGCGCGUUUCCAGCCCGCCAAUGACGCGACAGAGAGCCGGCUGUUGACCAAUCAGGAGCCUCUCUCCGGGGCCAAGAAACGGAAGGCAGCGAAGGUUCACAAAGUGGAGAUGGAUUUCGGCGGGAGUGAGGGCGAGGGAGACAUAGCAAUGGCCGGUAGCUUCAACUGCCCCGUGUGCCAAGAGGAGCUGCCCGACCAACACGAAUUCACGCAGCACAUCCGGAAGCACAACCGCGUCAUCGAAACCGACAACGGCACCAAAGUCUACUGCUGCGGCAUCUGCAAGAAGCAGCUCAGCAGCAACAGUUCCCUCGACCGACACAUGCUCGUCCACUCCGGAGAGCGCCCUUUCCGCUGCCACAUCUGCGGCACCCACUUCACCACCAACGGCAACAUGCAUCGACACAUCCGCGGCCACUAUCGCAACGGCGGCGGCACCGGCAGUGGGGUGGGCACCGGAUCUGACACUGGAGAGAGCGACUUGGGGUCGGAGGAGGGAGUCUCCUCCCCCAGGAAGCGCUCCUUGGAAGAAGAGAACACCGUCUCGGCGAAGUCCGUGAGGCUCAACACCAUCGAAGUGGAAGAGGAAGAACUGACGUGCCCCGCUUGUGGUGUCGAACAGCCUGGCCAACACGCCCUUGAACAACACGUGGAAACUAUUCACCCGGAGUACCAGGUGGCGUGUAAUAAGUGCCAGGUUGGGUUCAAGAACUACAGAGGUUUACAUUUGCACAAUUCUAUGGUUCAUCCCAUGUCAAGUUCGUCACCCCCACAGCUAGACCUUACUCUGACAGACUUUUCGAGCCCAAAGUUUCCUCUUAUUGCCAAAGAAAUCUGUGAGAACAGCAGCCGACAACAUGACAUGUCAGGGGAGGAGGGACAGGGGUUACACCGGUGUCACUUAUGCCACAUCACAUUCCCUUGUGCGGAAGCGUGGUUAAUGCACAUGAGAGAGCACACCGCGUCCUCUGCAGCAUCUCCCUUCAGAUGUCCACGGUGUGUCAUGAGAUUCUCUAAUCUUGCAGAAUUUACACAACACCAGCAGCACCAUCUUCGUGACGACCCGCAACCCCCGAAGGAAAGUUUUCUUGCAGUUCUUGACUUGCUUCACAACCGUGAUUCUGCACAUGCAAAUGUUGCCUCCUUAUUGGCAGGGAGAUUAAAGCCACCUCUAGGAAUGCCACCACCAGGACAGCACUCUCCAGCUCCAGCAGAUUCAGCCAAGGCAUCUCCAGAGCAUCCAACAGCUAGUCGCAUUGCAACUACUACUAGUGCGACGAGUGCUUCUUCCACCAUGGUGGCCACUGCAGCAGGACUUUCCCAUGAUGAGCAGUUUGCUCGUGAGUAUAGAGACAUGAAACUUAAUGGCCAAUACCCUUGUCGUCUCUGCAAAGACGUCUUUGCAAAUUUGCGCAAACUUAAGUCUCACAAUCUUGUGCACAUGCUGGCGCCUCCCUACCGAUGCAACCUCUGUACUUUCUACAGCAAUGAUAAAAAUACACUAAAGGAGCACAUGAAGAGCCACAAAGGGGAUACCCCUUACGAAUGCAACAUCUGUAAUCUUGCUUUCACCACUAAAGCCAACUGUGAACGCCACAUAAAGAACAUACACGGCCGCCAGUCCAGAGAUGAAGUAAAAGGUUGCAUGAGUUUUAACCCACAAGAAAGUAGUGGCAGUUGUGAUCGCUCAAUGGAAACUGUAUGUCACAUUUGUCAUAUUGACUGUAAAGCACGAUCAGUGUUGAGAGACCAUAUCCGGUCUUCCCACCCAGAAGGCAUGACUAAACCUUUUUCAUGCAAACUCUGUGGAGGCACAUUUUCAUCUGAAAAUGAUGUUAUGAGACAUGUCAUUCAGCAACACCCAGAAGCCGCUUCUGGCCCUACACUGGAAACCUUAGUAGCUAACAGAUCUUCGAGUGAAAAUCUUCACGAACACCACGACCUCACUCCAGUUGAGUCUCUGUUAAACUUUUCAAAGUUACCCAUGGGAGUACCUUUGACUACACACCAGUCACCAUCAACUUCACUACCAGUCACAUUUCCGCACAAAUCAUCUGCCCCUGCACCUUUAGUUCUGUCCCGUCCACCUACACCCACUGUGGUUACUUGUCACACCCCAAGCUCAUCUGUCCUCUCUGUUUGUGAGGAUGACACUCCACUUGACCUUAGUAUUUCAAAGAGAGAUAAGGAUACUGAGGAAGAGACAAAUAUUGUAGAUGAAGAAGAAGUUGAUGUAGAAACUGGUGAUAUUAAAAUUGAACAGACUGAACCUGAAGAUCUUUCCAAGCCACGAAGUGAACAUACUGAAAGUGAUGGAAAGGAGACACCUCCAGAAUCUAUUCCUGAAAGCACAACAGAUGUCCUAAAAAUCCCCAAACCGCCAUUCCCAUUAGGAGCAAUGUAUCCUCAACCACUGUCUCUUUGUCCUCCAUUCAGUUCUCACCAGUAUCCUUUGUUCAUGCCUCCUUAUGGUGGCCUGCACCAUGUACAUAAUUUUGAUCCUGCUCUUCUUGAGGAAUAUCAGAAGGAGCUUAAGCGUGGUCUUCAGUUGACAUCUGGAGGUGGACUGCUGAGUGCCACCAGUGCAUUUCUUCCCAAUAGCUCUCCUUCUUUCCCCCUUUCAGCUUUAGCCUUAGCUGCAGCUCAUCGUGAUCCAUUGCGGGUACCAAGACCAGACCUUCGUUCUAGUGAAUCAAAAUCUGACGAUUCUUUGACAGACAACCACAAUAGUUCAAAGUCGGGUGAUGACGACGUGAUGCACUUCACAAUGCGUAAUUCAGUGUUGAUGAAAAAGCCGAAGCAGAGGCGCUACCGAACAGAGCGUCCAUGGCGCUGUGACCUCUGCGACAAAGGCUUUACCCUGCGAUCAAACAUGGAAAGACACAUGAAGCAGCAGCAUCCGGACAUUUGGCAACAGAGACCCCGUGGGUUAAAUGCGCAAAGACAGGAGUCUGCAGCACCUUCAGUUACCACAGAAAAUUCUCACACUAUCUCAGACACAGUUAGGGAACAACUCAUCAAUAAAAUUGAAAAGGAAUCUGCUGAAGAGAAGGGGAAAGAUGGCGAACACAAGGAAGAAGAGGAACGUGAAUUGGUGAUAGACGAUAACCCAGAAGAAAAGAAUGAGGAAGAGGAGGAGGAGGAGGAGGAGGAUGAGGAAGAUGAAGAGGAUGAAGAUGAAGAGGAUGAGUAUGAUGAUGAGGAAGAAGAUUGUGAUAGAGAUGAUGAAAAAAACCAAGAAGACUGUAGUGCCGAUCUAGCUAGUGUGCACAAGUUAUUGUCUGCUGCCUCAAGCCAGAGCUUCCCUUGUUUUGGAAGUGAGGGCGAGGAUGACAACAAUGGGGACAAUGACAGUAAUAGCAAUAAUUCAUCUGGGGAACCCAAGCGCAGUGCCUACUCAUCAGCCCCCCAGAAACAGAAGUGCCCCUUCUGUCAAAGAAAAUUCCCCUGGUCGAGUUCAUUGGUCCGGCAUAUCAGAACUCACACGGGCCAGAAACCGUAUUUGUGUCCCGUCUGCCGCUUCCCCUUCACCACAAAAUCCAACUGUGAUCGCCACCUCCUUCGGAAGCAUCCCGACUCUCCCCACACGGGUGGCGGCGACCGCCCUUACCGCUGCAGGAAGUGCCCGGGUGCCGCCUUCACUAGUCUCGAAAGUCUCAGGAAGCACGAGAUGUUCAAGCACGAGAAAGCCAGUGACACAGCCGUCUCGAGAGACGAUUCGAGACCAUUCCGUUGUCACGUGUGCGAGGUGCCACUGGCGACCCGGGAGGUUGCGCUGCAGCAUCUCGAUGGAAGCCAUCCCGAACACAGUUCGGGCGUCAUCAACGCUGAACCUGUCACCUCCGACAACAAUAACGAUACCAUCUCUGUUGCACCUGAUUCAACCACGACAGAUAGGGUUAGCUGCAUGUUUUGCUUGCAGAGAUGUUGGAGUUUAGCCGAACUGAAACAGCACGUCAAUUCCCAACACACAAGGGCGUCGUCCCCGGUCGAUUCCGAGGACGACCUCCCGAAGGAAGAAGACGAGUGCUUGACAUCGCCGCCGGCCAGCGUCAAGACCGAGAUCAAGGAAGAGCGGAAGGACGAGUCCGAAGGGACCGACUUCAUCUCCAACCUACUCGGCACCAGGCGGGCGGUCGUCGAUCAUCUGCUGACGUCCAAAUCCGCCGACGACGCCGCUAAGCUCCUGGGCGUCCGAUAAUAAUGUUAAUAAUAUCGUGUUUUAAAAAGAGAGAGACGGGGGGUGAGGUUGGGAGAAGAAUUCAAAGUUAUUUAAUAAGAUUUGAAUAGACUGAGGGUGUGUAUGUUCAAGAUUUGUCGAAUUCCUUAUUGAUAGCAAAGAGUGCAAUAUGUCCAUAGCUUGUAGUUUUCGUUUUGAGUGUCUCCAAAACGAUCGAUUCUCUUCGUUUCCGUUUUUUCGUUCCCAAUCUUUAAUGACGCAUUCACAGUUUGCCUUGAGAAAAGAUGAAUCAUUCGUGCCUUGACAACGUGCCCAGACUCUUCGAUAUCUGUAAGUUAAUAAUGGUUAUUAUGUAUAUAGUGUGUACAUAGAAUAACUUCAUGGUUGAAUAUUUUUUGUUCAGAUCAUUUCAUUCCUUUGUCUGUGAUGUCUUCUACUUCUAGUUUUUAUUUUUGUUAUUCGUUAUUGUUAAUUGUUUGCUUGUACAGUACCUGCCAAAUAUUGUCCUGUAGUGUUUCUUUAGUUGCCAAGAUCCCAAACAAUUUUGUUCAAAUAAGAGGGGCCAAAAAUCACUUUCAUUUUUCUUGUGCCUAAGCUUUCGUUGACUCUCUUUCCACCAGUGUUAUACUUAUUAUAUACUAUACCAGUGAAAUGUAUGUUUUGUGUAUGGUUCUAUACCAAGAAUGAUUGCAUAUCUUUACAUAGAUUGAGACAAUCUGUAUGGAUCAGGGAUUGAAAUUAGUUUCCUUUUUUUUCUUUUUGGUACCAUCACGAUUUAUUUAUGAAGAUUUUUUUUUAUCUCCAAAGUAUUAAGGCUAACAUGCCAAAGUUAAGGUUAGUGUGUAAAUAUACCUUAUUAUUUAUCUCAUGUACUUGUAAGGUUGCAUUCUUAUUCCAAAGUUUGUAUAUUUAUACUACCUUAGAUUAAUUUGAAACAGAAGAAGAAGAAGAAAUGAAAAAAAAUAACGUUCUUUAUAGUGUUGUGUUCCUAUUAGUUUUAUAUUUGACAUUCCAGACUAUAUUACCUCAUUAUUCCUUACUUCAGUUUAGUCAGCAAAGUAAAGGAUACGCCUGUCUGUCUGUCUGUCCGUCUGUCUGUCUGUACAUUGAAAACUGAAUUCUAAACACUUCAAUGUUUGCAGCAACACUCUCUAUUCCAUUCAACCCCGAGCGAAGUGACAUUAUCCCAUUCCACUCUGCUCGGUUAAUAUCCAGAGGUCACACUUUUAUUCUGUUUUAAUUUUUUUUUCCUUUAUUUGUAAGAUAUAUUUAUAUCCAUCGAAGUGUAUAUCUAUGCAAUAAUUUCUUGCAUCUUUCCCCAAAGAAAGUUUUGCCAAGUGUGGAGAUGUUUGUAUUUUGAGUGAUGUCCUUUUUUUCUAUUCAUAUUUCUGUAUAUUAAAUAUAUAUAUAAAUAAAUAUAUAUAAAUCAGGGCAGUAUAUGGGAGGCCGCUCCUUGUUUGUCAGGAGAUCAGGCUUUCGUGCGCAGCUGCCCCUGUUCAGUCUGACAGCUAUUUUGAUGGCGCGACGCCUCGAAUAUUUAAUAUGACAAAUAACCAAAGGUAGUUGUAUACAUAUAGAUUAUUUAAACUCUGUUUGAUACUCUUAACCCCAUGUUGUUCAAUCACCUUGUUCUGAUGUGUUAUUGUCGAAGCACCAGUUCAAAAGAAAGCCUUGGAAUACAUAGCUGUGAUUGA
This is a messenger RNA of Macrobrachium nipponense, 7487 nucleotides long. Its product is annotated as ras-responsive element-binding protein 1-like. Gene Ontology annotation, cellular component: nucleus. The coding region runs from base 1177 to 5814 and encodes 1545 amino acids. The record is from RefSeq and is a predicted model, not a curated record. Gene Ontology annotation, molecular function: RNA polymerase II cis-regulatory region sequence-specific DNA binding; DNA-binding transcription activator activity, RNA polymerase II-specific. The transcript has 6 exons. Gene Ontology annotation, biological process: regulation of transcription by RNA polymerase II. Lineage: Eukaryota; Metazoa; Arthropoda; Malacostraca; Decapoda; Palaemonidae.